This is a messenger RNA of Ylistrum balloti, 1230 nucleotides long. RefSeq names its product ethylmalonyl-CoA decarboxylase-like. The coding region runs from base 1 to 996 and encodes 331 amino acids. Gene Ontology annotation, cellular component: cytosol. Gene Ontology annotation, biological process: fatty acid beta-oxidation. The record is from RefSeq and is a predicted model, not a curated record. Gene Ontology annotation, molecular function: enoyl-CoA hydratase activity. Lineage: Eukaryota; Metazoa; Mollusca; Bivalvia; Pectinida; Pectinidae. The transcript has 4 exons.
AUGACGUACCAUCAACCACGGACAUUAUACUUCAACACUCUCAGACUGAUUUCAUCAAAAUGCAACAUUCAUGGAGCUGAGAACAUCCUGAGAUGUCCACAAGUAAAAAGAAAGACUCUAAGAUGUUUACAGGGAUGUUUGCCAUAUUUUACGUCAAGCACGAACAUGACAUCGUUCCGAUCAAGACUGGAAGGUUAUGGUGGCGGUAGUGUGGAUCUCACUAAGGACGUGGCUGAUGGCAUUGCUAUCGUCACCCUUAACAACCCGGACAAGAAAAAUGCUUUAUCAGGUAAAAUGAUGCUUGAUUUCCGCAAUGUGGUCGAAGAAUUGGAAACAUGGGAUGAUGGAAAAGGUGUGAUAUUAACGGGGUCACAGAGAACAUUUUGUUCUGGAGGUGAUUUAACCACUGUUCAGAACAUUCUGACAUCAGAGCAGGGUUAUGAAAUGGCAGAAUUCAUGCACGAAACAUUGACACGGCUUCAUCGACUGCCGUUGGUCAGUAUGGCUCUUGUUCAAGGUAACGCAAUUGGAGGAGGGGCCGAGCUUACCACAGCUUGUGACUUUCGUGUGAUGACCAACACGGCCCGUAUUGGGUUCGUACAGAUGAAGAUGGGUGUCUUGACAGGAUGGGGAGGGGCGACAAGGCUUGUUGGAUUGGUAGGUCGUUCAAGAGCUCUGGACAUAUUGUGUUCCUCUAGACUGCUUUCUUCUCAGGAGUGUCUCAGACAAGGCUUGAUAGAUCACAUCAUUCCCUUACAACCGCCCAAAGAGGAGAGUAUCGAGGAGGAUGAGGUUACCCUGAGGAUCGGUCGUGCUUGGCUGAGUCAGUACUGUCACGCGGAUGUGAAUCUGGUGAGGGAUAUGAAGACAGUGGUGAUAGAGGCUUGUGAGUCGGACUAUAUCUCCUCACUAGAAAAAGAACGUGCUAUAUUUAGUAAGACAUGGGGAGGACCUGCUCAGAAAAGAGCACUUGAUCUAAAUAUUAAACAUUCUUGACAUAGAAUGAUUUAGAUGUUAUAUCGGCACCGAGCCGUAACUGAGAUGAACUCGGAUUCAAUACAUCUGAGCAUACUGUUUGUUUGCUGUAGAACAUUCAGGAAAUGCUACGUACUUUCCGACUUCGUAUCCUCAGAAGUUUCCUGAAGUCGUGUAGCUCCCAGCAUAACUAAAAAAGUCCUUGAAUGACCAAACCGUUGUAGGAUUUUUUCAUUGUUGGGUAUGUAGUUCAUG